Trichosurus vulpecula (common brushtail) is the source of this 477-nucleotide messenger RNA. RefSeq names its product complexin 3 (gene CPLX3). The coding region runs from base 1 to 477 and encodes 158 amino acids. Gene Ontology annotation, molecular function: syntaxin binding. The transcript is spliced from 3 exons. The record is from RefSeq and is a predicted model, not a curated record. Gene Ontology annotation, biological process: neurotransmitter transport; synaptic vesicle exocytosis; regulation of neurotransmitter secretion. Lineage: Eukaryota; Metazoa; Chordata; Mammalia; Diprotodontia; Phalangeridae. Gene Ontology annotation, cellular component: terminal bouton; SNARE complex.
AUGGCGUUCAUGGUGAAAACCAUGGUGGGAGGCCAGCUGAAGAACCUCGCUGGGGGCCUGGGGGGCGGCGAGGAGAAGGGUGAAGGGGACAAAUCGGCGGCUGAAGCCCAAGGCAUGACUCGGGAGGAGUAUGAGGAAUAUCAGAAGCAACUGGUAGAGGAGAAGAUGGAACGAGAUGCACAGUUCACACAAAGGAAAGCAGAAAGGGCCACGCUUCGCAGCCACUUCAGAGACAAGUACCGACUGCCCAAGAACGAGACAGAUGACAACCAGAUCCAGAUGGCUGGGGGUGAUGUGGAGCUGCCCAAGGAGCUGGCCAAGAUGAUUGAAGAAGACAAUGAGGAGGAGGAAGAGAAGGCUUCAGUCAUUGGGCAGCUGGCCAGCAUCCCCAACCUGGACCUCAGCUCCAUCAAGGACAAGGCACAGGCUACUCUGGGAGAAUUAAAGCAGUCAGCUGAAAAGUGCCACAUCAUGUGA